This is a messenger RNA of Conger conger (European conger), 2636 nucleotides long. It is a transcript of the gene scamp3, whose product is annotated as secretory carrier membrane protein 3. Gene Ontology annotation, biological process: protein transport. Bases 929 to 1960 code for a protein of 343 amino acids. The record is from RefSeq and is a predicted model, not a curated record. Gene Ontology annotation, cellular component: recycling endosome membrane; trans-Golgi network membrane. The transcript is spliced from 9 exons. Lineage: Eukaryota; Metazoa; Chordata; Actinopteri; Anguilliformes; Congridae.
UGAUAGAGCUUCCGGGAUCCUACGUUUUGUGCAGCAGCAACAAAACGAAAACGGAGAAAGACUGCCAAGAAAGAUACAAGGAAGUAGACACUUCAGAUUCCGAAGAAAAUAACAGGAACCGUUACUCGAUUGGAAUGAAAUAGCUACAUUGGAAUUACAAUUGACGAAUUAGAAGCACUGGUUGCUCCGAAUAGCUGUCGGGCUUGUUGUUAUGCUAGCUGCAAUCCUCGUUGACAUAGCUUGUUGAUCAGAUAAUAUUAGCUAGUGGUGUUCGAUUUUCUAUAACCCUCAAAUAUAGCCAAAUAGACACGUAAUAUAAAUCAUUCCGGCCAGCCUAAUUUGCAUUCGUAUAAAUAAUUAGUUUUAUAUUUAGAAAUAUUAUUUUCUUAAUAUUAUCAGGCCGGCUAUUGUCAUACUGCAGAUGUAACUACUUCGUAAAAUCGCCGCAUAGCUUAUCAGCUGGCGCGACUGUCUCGGUGACUAACCCGCUGGCUUUAUAAAGUGUUUUAUAAAGUGCUGGCUUUCGCUAACAGGCUAGUUUGUGAUAAAAUAAUACCACGUUCAAAGGCUAGUUAGCUUGCUAGCUAGUUGCAAAAGAAACGCUAUCUAGACAGGUACCUCUGUAAAUCAGAACAGAGCCCGGACAUUUUAUUGUAUUGUCAAUUUGAAUAUGUGCUAAGGUUUAGCUUAUGUGUAUUUUGCUCGGAAGAAUAGCGAGACCUGAAUAUUACAUUGCUGAUCGAUACGCGUAAUCAAAAUCAAAGUAGAUCUCACUAGCUAGCUUUUUUUGUUUCGUUUUAUCUACGUCAGACAAACAGGCCCCAUUGACUGGCAACAAUAUAUCCAGUAGAAAAGUGCCGUUAACAAGCUAGCUAUUAAAACAUAGGUCUGGAUUGGUUGUGUGGAUACCAUACGGGCGUAAUUCAUUAUGUCGCAGUACACCAGUUUCCCGGAACCGAACGAUGACUCCAACCCCUUUCAGGACCCUGCAGUGACGCAACACAGCAGUAACACAGGGUAUGCCACUCUGGACCUCUACAACCCCUUCGACAACAAGACCGGGCCUCCACCUCCCUACGAGGCCACCUCCCCUACUGCUCCUCCCGUUCCUGCCCAGACCCCGCCCAGCAGGACCACACCCACUGAGCCCAGGAACUAUGGCUCCUACAGCUCACAGUCGACCCCCGUGACCGCCACCACGGCGGAGCUGCUGAAGAAGCAGGAGGAGCUGGAGAGGAAGGCCAAGGAGCUGGAGAGGAGGGAGCGAGAGCUGGACUCCCACGCUCUGGGGGCGGGAGCCUCACGUCAGAACAACUGGCCCCCCCUGCCCUCCUUCUUUCCCGUGGGACCCUGCUUCUACCAGGACAUUGACCUGGAGAUCAGCCAAAGCUUCCAGCACACCGUGAAAAUCAUGUACUACUUCUGGAUCUUCUCUGCGUCCACCCUGCUAUUUAACUUCAUCUCCAGCCUGGCGCUGUUCUGCGUGGACACGUCCAACGGCGUGGGCCUGGGUCUGGCCAUCCUCUGGGUGAUCCUCUUCACCCCCUGCUCCUUUGUCUGUUGGUACAGGCCUGUGUACAAAGCCUUCAGGAGUGACAGCUCCUUCAACUUCUUUGCCUUUUUCUUCAUCUUCUUCGUCCAAGUGGUCCUGUAUGUCAUGAUGACCAUCGGGAUCCCCCACUGGGGGUUCAGCGGGUGGAUUGUGAGCCUGGGGACCCUGAAGACCAAUGUGGCCGUGGGAGUGAUCAUGAUGCUCAACGCUGUGCUCUUCACCGGGCAGGCCGUCAUGGGCGUGAUCAUGCUCAAGAAGGUCCACUCCCUGUACAGGCAGACCGGGGCCAGCUUCCAGAAGGCCCAGGCCGAGUUUGCCACGGGGGUCAUGUCCAAUCAGGCGGUGCGACAGGCUGCGGCCAACGCCACCGCCUCCGCGGCCCAGGGGGCCUUUACCGGCGCCCGAUAGGCUGAGGGAGCUCGGGGCAUCAUCACUACGCUGUGAGGGGUUGGUGGGUCAGUCAUAUACCUAGUGGCCGACCCAAUAGGAUGUCAGACGGGGCGGGGCUUAAUCAACUUGAGAAAGAAGCAAGGCUGUAGGUCUGAGGGGUUUUAGUAUGAAAGCCAAAUGAAGGAAUUGAAUACAGGAAAAAAAAAUAUAUAUAUAUACAAUUAUGGAGCAUUAUUGUGUCAAAAGAAAGAGAGCAGGGGGAGGCUAUCCAUUAGAUUGUUUUUGAGGGAAUUUACAGAAAACACUACCAAUCUCCCCGUUCGUUAAAGUUAAGUCACUUUAAAAAUUUGUACUGCGAUUGAGUGUAAUUUCUGAACCGGUUAUCGGAACGUCGGGACGGUCAGAAAUGGGGAGGGCUUGGAGUCUGUGUGGAAACGGACCAGAGGUGCCAUCUAAACAUUUAACUAAAACCAAUUGCCGUUCGAUUAUUUGUGACCUAUGUUGCCGUAACGUUAGUGAACUAACCAGUCGUUUUGUAAUUGUAAACGAGAAUGCCUAUUUACACAACUUUGUCGAAUGCCAGAAUAAUUACAUGAUUGCUACACACACGUAAUUUCUGUUGUAUUGUUGUUUUUCUGCUGUUUGUUGUCAUCAGUAUUGCGAUUUAUGUUUUAAUAAAUUAAUUCAAAUGCCA